UUAAUUUCUCUCAGUUGCCCGCCACUUCACUUUUGAUGAUCAGGUUACAGAAUGGGUUAGUCGUUGGCUGGAUAUUCACGAAGAAGCUGAUAGGCAACAGGGGUCACGCCGAUUCGGGGCUCAAUGCAUAUAAUGUGCGGGACGAUGAUUGGCCAGAGGUCAAACGAAUCCUGGCACUGCAUUAUGCCGACAAGAGAGAUGUCGGGACCUUAGAAUACGAACUCAUGCAAAUGACCCAAUGGAACCAAACGUUAGAAGAAUUGUAUGAACAAAUCAACAAUCAUGUGUCCCUUAUUAUCAACCGCACUAAAGGCAGCAGCGACGACAGCAGCGACGGCAGCAGCGACAGCAGCAGCAUCGACAGCAGCAACAAGGCAACGGAAGACGGUGACCGCCCGCUAGCUACUUCAGCUAAAGCCGCGGCCCUCUUGAUAAGUACCCCCACUCCAACCGAUGACUGCAGCGCUAUCAACUUGACCCCAGCUAAAAAGUUGGGCUGAGCAAGCGCUGCCAUCGGUGUCGCAAUUUCCGACGCGGCUCUGGACCAAAAUAUGCUGGUGCAACGGGAUCUGCAGUCCGCAGCCUGCUCAACUGGGAGUUUUUAGAAUACUUUAGAUUUAGUUCAAGCCAUACCGCCAAAUGGAGCAGAACAACUUUUUUAUUCAAUAAAACCCAAUUGUAACGUUUGAAAAGGUUUACUGUUUUUAUUUUAACUUUAAGCCUUGUAUAAAAAAUAAUCUAAAUACCGAUCGAAAUAGAAGGAAGGAAGACCGGAGCUGAAGAUCAAAAAAGGAUAAGGAAUACGACAAUUAGACCACAGAAAUGGCCUUAAGCAACUGGGGCUUCAUCGAUCUGCAGGCUACGCUGAGUGCAGCUUUGGUCAAGAAAGACAUCCGGCUGUUCGUCGAGGCACUGGACAGCGGUGCACAGGCCGCUCUGCAGGACGACCGCCACACAUGCAUCUACGAGAAGGCACUAUCCACACCAGGCUGCUGGGAUUUCAUAGAGGCCUGCAUCGACCACGGCUGUCAGGUCAACUAUAUUAAUCAAAAGCUAAACAAGGCCGCAGUCAACUAUGCCGCCGACUCAAGGGAUCCCGGAAACCUGGCCGCUCUCCUGAGAGACCGCGAGGGAGCAAAAGUCCGAGUGGAUAGAAAGUACGCCCAGCUCACCCCACUCAACUCGCUGGCUAAGAAUCUCACAGAAGAUAAUGCCUCAGAUGUGCUCUCCUGCAUAAAGCUGCUUUUAGACUACGGCGCCUCGCCGAAUUUAAUUGACCAAGCCGAUUUCACGCCUCUGCACCACGUGUUGAGGAAAAGCGAGGUGAAGGCUCAGAAGCGGGAGCUGGUGCAGCUCUUCGUAAAUCACCCUGAGCUGGACAUCGAUAGCCAUCGCAAUGGAGAAGUGCGCCGGCUACUGGAGGACCAAUUCCCGGAGCUGGGAUUGCCCAAAGAGCGCCUGAGCGGUACAGAGAUCGACGUACAAACUCUUCGCCAGACUCUGCUGUACGGAGAAGAGAGCCUGUUUAAGACGCAAUUUGCCGAGUACCUCCAGAGUCACGAGGGCAAUGCGGACAACCAAGAGGAGUUCUUUAGCCUUCUGCGGGUGAGCGUUAAGCAGGGCAAGCAUAAUGCCUUCGAAGCCAUCAUUGCCUCUGGAAUCGACAUUAAUUGGAAGCCCGGCAAGACCAAAGAGGCCAAUAUCGUCGAAUUGGCCGUAAUCUGUGGCAACUGGCAAGCGUUGGAACGACUGCUGAAGGAGCCAAACCUGCGGCUUGACCCCAAAUCCAGUUUACUGAAUGCGGUAAUCGGUCACCUAGAGGAAAGGCCAUGCGAAAGCUCCAACCAUCAGCGCUGCUUUGACUUGCUCCUAAACAACGAUUGCGUGGACGUUAACGAGGCUGAUACUGGUCGUCAAGUGCCCCUUUCCUAUGCGGUGAAAUACCGAAAUACGACGGCUAUACAGAAACUCCUAAAGCACGGCGCCUACAUUGGCUCUAGGAGCGUGUUCGGAACGCUGCCCAUCAAGGACAUGCAACCCGAGGUGCUGGAGGAGCACUUUAACUCCUGCAUCACCACAAAUGGAAAAAGGCCCGGUGAACUUAAAUACGAGAUCAACAUCGACUUCAAGAAUCUGAUUCGUCAGGAGAGAGACAUUGGAGUGGGUAAGCCUGCCGCCCCCUCCAAUCAACUCCACGACGAAAUGGCCCCCAUUGCUUUCAUAGCUGAGACGAAAGAGCUGCGCCACCUGCUGCAUCAUCCGGUGAUCUCGAGCUUCCUCUUCCUCAAGUGGCACCGUCUUUCCGUGAUCUUCUACGUUAACUUCCUGCUCUACUGCUUCUUUACCGCCUCAAUCAUCACCCACACACUUCUUAAAUUUCACGCGAGUGAUCACAGGGCUCUUACCGCCCUAUUCUUAGUUUUUUCCUGUGUAGGGAUUGGCUAUCUAAUUAUUAGGGAGGGGUUCCAGUUCAUGAUGUUUCCAGUUCGGUAUAUUUUGUCCAUUACUAAUAUUAUGGAGGUCGCUCUGAUAAUACUAUCUAUAUGUACCUGCAUUGAAUCCAAUUUCGACAAAGAGACGAAGCGCGUCUUGGCUGUGUUCACCAUCCUGCUAGUCUCCAUUCAAUUCUGCCUGUUGGUGGGCUCAUUACCAGUGCUGUCCAUUUCAACGCACAUGCGCAUGCUUCGGGAGGUCUUAAGCAGCUUCUUGAAGUUCUUUGCCCUCUACUCGAUAUUUGUAUUGACCUUCAGCCUGUGCUUCCACAUCCUCUUCAGUAAGCCAAUAGAGGAAGGUGGGGCCUUCAACACGUUCACCAAGCCUAUCGAGGCCCUGAUCAAGACCAUUGUGAUGCUGACAGGCGAGUUCGAUGCAGGAGACAUUAAGUUUACGAGUUUCUACACCUACCUGAUCUUCCUGCUUUUUGUGUUCUUCAUGGCGAUUGUGCUGUUCAACCUGCUGAACGGUCUAGCCGUGAGCGAUACCCAGGUUAUCAAGGCGCAGGCGGAGUUGAACGGGGCCAUCUGCCGGACCCAAGUGCUGAGUCGGUAUGAACACGUUCUGACUGCACACGGACGAGCUGGGUUCUUGAUGGAAUUUAAGCUUUUCCGGACUAUCUGCCAGCGAUUGAUGAACGUUUACCCCAACUACCUAAGCCUGCGUCAGAUUAUCGUGCUGCCGAACGAUGGCAGACAGGUUAUUAUACCCACUAAUGAUUCCUUCGAAAAGAGGAACGAUGGCAGACAGGUUUUUAUUUUCAUUAAUAAUUCCUGCGAGAUGAGGACGUUGGAAGGCAACAGUCAGGCCGGUAAGCCCCAGAAGAAGUUUCUAGACCCGCCUCUGAAGCUCUUGACCUGCUGCUGCUCCGGAUUCACUGGAAGGUGCUCCCAGAUGGACGUUCGGACGGUCAAGAUGGCCCUGGCGGUGAUCGACCAAAAGAACAGCGCGGCGCAGAGGCGAAAGAAGGAACAGAUCAACGACAACCGAAUGAAACUGAUCGAGCGCCAGUUAGAGCAGUUGAUACAGCUGGGCCAGGAGCGAAACUGAUGGAGACUCGAUCAGGUUUUUUAUUUAGACUAAUCCGCUGCUGAGAUCGCAUUUAACUUUUUAUACCCUUGCAGAGGGUAUUAUAAUUUCAGUCAAAAGUUUGCAACGCAGUGAAGGAGACAUU
Messenger RNA from Drosophila rhopaloa, 3667 nucleotides. Its product is annotated as transient receptor potential cation channel protein painless-like. The record is from RefSeq and is a predicted model, not a curated record. Gene Ontology annotation, cellular component: membrane. Lineage: Eukaryota; Metazoa; Arthropoda; Insecta; Diptera; Drosophilidae. Gene Ontology annotation, biological process: monoatomic ion transport; transmembrane transport. The coding region runs from base 823 to 3543 and encodes 906 amino acids. Gene Ontology annotation, molecular function: protein binding; monoatomic ion channel activity. The transcript is spliced from 5 exons.